GAGAGAGAGCGAGAGAGAGAGAGAGGUGCACUCGACGCUUCUUUCCCUGUUUUCCUCUCUCUCCUUCUCGUGCGCUCUCUCUCUCUCUCUCUCUCUCUCUCUCUGUUUUAAACACACACUCAGCAGAAUGAAGCCGCUCACAUCCUUUCAUCUGAUCUGAUCUGAGGCUCUUUAUUUUGUUGUUUUGCGCUCUCUCCUUCUUUCCCUCUCUUCUCACAUCCUUCGCGCGCGCCGGUCAGCAGCAUGAGCGCGGAAUGCACGAGCUACUACAGCGCAGAGCGCGUGUUCGUCAACGCCUUCACCUGCCCGAAACCGGGGGGAGACGCACGAGCCGUGUACUGCUGCGGCUUCAACGACGUCAAGUACUGCUGCGACGAUCCCAACAGCUUCUUUCCCUACGAGUACGGGUACAUGUGGUGGCUCAGUGUUGGUGCUCUGGUGGGUUUGUCUAUAGCUGCAGUGGUGCUGCUGGCCUUCAUCAUCACGCUGUGUGUGCUCUGCUACUUGUUCAUCGCCACCAAACCCCGGGGCCUCGAUAAUGGUCUCAUGCUACAGGUGCCAGGAUCUGAGGCCGGUCCUCCAGAGGGUCCAAAUCAGCGCAAUGCUCCGUCCGGACCUCAAGGCUUCCGCAAGCAUUUUCUGAGAGGAAAACUGCACUGCGACAACCAGCCUGCCGACCCGGAGCGCCUGUUCCAGCGCUGCUACAUGGCCACCGUCACCACCAUUAACGUGGAAGGGCCUUCCUAAAUCACCGUCUGCUGCUUGGGUUCUGAAGCUUUAGUAGCUCCACAGACCAUCCUACCCUGUCCUGUCCACAAGGGGGCACCGUGUGAGAGCCUGAACUGCGCUAACACCCGCGGACUCGCCGUGAACCACGGACAUGAAUAUAAAACGAGUUAAAGAAUAACAUCGCCACAGUCUUACGGGGCCCCCUGGUGGCCAAGUGACUGCCUUCUCGUCUGUUUCUGUCUGAAGUGUCCACGCUGUCCUGUUUCAAGCUGUCAUGAUAUUUCUCUGCAGAUGUGACAUGUAAAGACUUUUCAGCUGUCAUGGAGCGCACAUUUCCAUUUCGGGUAAUGCACAUGACCUGUCGCACUGUUUCUGAUAAACGAGUGAAACUGAUUUCCCUGUUCGCUGUGUUCAAUACCGCGAGUGUGUUUUAUUAAUGAAGCUGUUCACAUACAGACACAACAGACCAGAAACCACGAAGCUUCUGUUUGACUGAGCAUUAUCAUUAUCAGUCAGGGAUGUCACAAAACACGUUUAUAAUGUUAGCAUGUUGAAUUCAAAUAAACUGAAUUACGUGAAUUACCUCAGAUCAAGGAAGGUCCAGUUUUGAUUUUGGUAACACUGCAGAAAAACGUUUAAUGCUUUAAGGAAUCUUUACUUGCUUAUGAUGGUUACGACGAGUUCAUCUGCAGAGCAUUUCUUUCUUUUCCUGCUGAGUUUAAGAUGUUUUAUCAGGUUACUUGUGCUGCAGGAAGCUGCUGUAGUUCCUCUAGGUCUUGAUCAUUAAUAGUAAAGUCAUUUGGUGUCUGUUCAUCUGUUCAUUAGCAUGAGACUAACACUACACCUCACAGUCUCAGGGUUCAUGGUGUACAAACCGUCCGCCAGCCACACUCAGGUCAGCUCAGGUCCUCAGAUUCAUCAACACACACCAUCUACAGCUCCUUGCUGUCUGUUCUGUAACCAGCUUACAGCAUAAACACACGACCAUGCCGUCAUUACCAUCUCCCCAGACCAGGAUAAGGACAGUCACAUGAAUGGAUUUCUAAAGUAAAUUUAUUCAUACAUUUAUUUAUCUUAUUUAUUAUUUUCUAUAUAUUAUAUUUUUCCUUCCCUUCACCUGAGGUGACAGAAUCAGGUUCUGGACUCAUCUGUUCAGUUUGUCAUGAGCAGCUGACUUUUUGUUUCUGUUGAAUAAACUCAUCCUCAGCUGCUCCUAUUCUAAUGUGGGGCAGAAAAUAUCAUUAAUAUCUCUUCAGUAACAUCUGCUGUGCUUCUCCAGAUUCCUCAUGACUCUUGGGAGAAGGAAGCAAAAUGAACAAUUUGCGUAUGAAGUGUUAGAACUAACCUGUGAGGAUUUUUUUCAUCAGCAUGCUGAUGAAGCUGUAUUUACGUUGUUCACCGGUUUCCCCACAAUGCUUUUCUGUUACCAGUGCAGUGAGAUUUAGCCCUCGCUUCAUCUCUUCCUAAAGACAACGAUGCAGCGGCCCUUUAGUCAUUUAGUCCAAAGCUUCAACCUUCAUGCUAAACAUCAUUGUAACUGUGCAGACAAUAAAACAACGUUAACCAACAGAUUUGUGCCAAAAUCGCUAAACAACAUCACACAUGAUUCAAAAUAAACAUGUUUGGAGGAGGAGUUUGUUUCUAAGACUACUUUAAUGUAAUUGUCCUCCUGAGAGAAAGUUUAACAUUGACAUCAAAUCAUAAUAUUUUACCAAAUAUCAACACAGCUGCUAAUUAUCAUUAGCAAACAUACGCUAACACUGUGUGCACUUUAGCACCUUACAGGCUAACACAUUACGGCCUGUAAUUAGCGACCAUAUGCUAACACUGGCUCGAAGCCAUGCUCACAUAAUCUGGAGGACUGAAAAUGCAUCUCAAGAGUCCUGAGGUAUUUCUGUUUACCAUCAUUUUAAUAGAUUUGUUUAUUUGUUUAUUGAUUCGUUCAUUCGUAUAAAGAAGUGAUAACCCCGCCCCUCUGACAGUUUUAACUCCACACAGCAGUGGACAUCUUGACCCUCUGAGCUGUUUGUUUAGCUGCUGUUAUCUGGUUUUUUUUCUCUCAGUGUGAAAUCCC
This is a messenger RNA of Hemibagrus wyckioides, 2803 nucleotides long. Its product is annotated as protein shisa-like-2A. The record is from RefSeq and is a predicted model, not a curated record. Bases 244 to 747 code for a protein of 167 amino acids. The transcript has 3 exons. NCBI's taxonomy places the organism in Eukaryota, Metazoa, Chordata, Actinopteri, Siluriformes, Bagridae.